Molecule: messenger RNA, 1418 nt
Organism: Silurus meridionalis
Lineage: Eukaryota; Metazoa; Chordata; Actinopteri; Siluriformes; Siluridae
Product: secretory phospholipase A2 receptor-like
Exons: 4
Coding region: 30-1115 (361 amino acids)
Source: RefSeq, a predicted model, not a curated record
GGUUUCAGCACCUCAGUGUUGGCGUCACCAUGGUAACCGUUUCAGUCCUGUUCCUCCUGCUCUCAGCUUUUUCUCCUCCAGUCCACAACCGCUUCUUUACAUUCCAUCUCAUUUCUGGGUCCAUGAAUCAGACUGAGGGUCGAGCAGCUUGUAGAGAAAAUCACACUGAUCUCGUCACUGUGCACUCUGAUGAAGACAACACUGAGCUGUGUAAUAUGAUACAGAAGAAUGGUUAUUAUUUGGGAUGGAUUGGUCUCAUUCGUGGUCAGUUCAGUGAGAAAUGGUCUAAUGGUGAUCCUGUAACAUUCAGAAGUCUGGCAGGUGUUUGUGGAACAUCGACCUGCUGUGCUGCUCUGAAGCCUGAUGGUUCAUGGGAAAGUCUUCAGUGCACAGGGACAAGAUAUUUCAUGUGUUAUAAAGAAGGCGACACUGAAACCCGUCAGAAUUAUCAUCUAAUCCUUGAGAAUAAGACCUGGUAUGAAGCUCAGCGUUACUGCAGGAGUAAAUACACCGACCUGGUCAGCAUCAGAGAUCAGCAACAGAAUGAAGAGGUGAAGAUGAAAGGGUUAAACAGUAACACACUCUUCUGGAUCGGUCUGCUGCGUGAUGACUGGCAGUGGACUGAUGGAGGAAACUCCACCUAUAGAAACUGGGCGAGUGGUUUUCCUCAAUCAUCAUCAUCAGGUGACUGUGUAUCACUGUGGCCUGGAGGACAAUGGUAUUCAGUGUUAUGCAGUAAUGAUUAUCACUUCACUCUGUGCGACACUUCCACCAUCCAUGUGAGUGAUGUGGCUAUGAGCUGGGAGAAAGCUCUGGAUUACUGUCAGCACGGGAACAGGGCUGGAAUUCUCAACAUUGAUUCUGAAGCUGAACAGAAGGAGUUGGAGUCUGAGCUCAGGAGGAGGCGUGUCCCCGCAGGGUCUCUGUGGGUGGGGCUUGGACCGAAGCGUCUCUCUGAGCUGAAGGUGUCGUCCGGUCCACUGACCUGCGAGGACGUGAAGAGACAGACAGAAUCUCCACCGUCUCGCUGUCCUGCUGACACACACACAGCAGGAGCAGAACCUGAGUAUGUGAUGGACUCGACUGAACUUCGGGUCGCGUGUAGACUGAAGUAAAAGUGCAUUAAUCCACAUUCUCUGCUCACUGACCUUCUCUACAUUCACCUGCAUUUCAUUUACAUUUUUAUCUUUAAAAAAUAUAUAAAAUAUUUCUUUAGUUAAUGAAAGUUAAAGGUGCAGAAUAUCGUAAAUUAAUACUUCCAGAUGUUUUGGGUUUCUUCCUCAGUGAGUGAUGGAACAUUACCUACAUGAUCUACUGGGUUUGUUCUCAAUAGGAUCUUCACUGAUGUUAUUAAUCAUAAAAUAAUAUUCUAUUGAUUAUAAAAUGUAAGCUGCUGUUUUACAUGAAUAAAUAUUUAG